AUGCCAGGCGAAUACGCCCAAUCCUGGCUCGACUGGGAAUCCGCCUCCGGCGGCCGCCAAAUCCUACACGGCACCGCGGACCAAAUCAAAGGCAUGUACGACGCCAUGGUGCAAGCGCUCUUCCCCAUGAUGCCGAAAUUCAGCGAAAAAGUCGACGUCCAAGAAGGCGACGUCGAGGGGAUCAAGUACCGCAUCUACACGCCCAAAAACGAGACGGGCCCAUUCCCCGUGGCGAUCUGGACGCACGGCGGCGGCUGGAUGACGGGGGAUCUGAACAGCGACCAUUUGCUCUGUGGGGUGGUGGCGGAGAAUACGAAGAGUGCGGUGGUGAAUGUGGAUUAUCGGUUGACGCCGGAGUUUAAGUGGCCUACGCAGUUGGAGGAUAGUUUGAAGGUUUAUCGUUGGGCCCACGCCAACGCCUCAUCCUUCCACGGCGACCCCAACAAAUUCUACACCAUCGGCGGCUCCGCGGGCGGCGGCCUCGCGCUCUCCGUCGCCAACGCCGUCCUGCAAGACCCGCAGCUCAAACCCAGCCUCAAGGGCAUUGUCGCGCUCGUCCCCAUCGCCGCGCACUGGGCCAGCGUGCCCCAGAAGUACAAGGACAAGUAUAACGCCUACAAGGACAACGAGAAGGGGACGCCGAUAAUUGAUAAGGAGAGUAUGGAGAUUUUUUAUAGCCACGCGGGCGCCGACCCCAACGACCCCACCGCCUUCACGAUCCUCGCCGAAGAAAACCACAAGAACUUCCCGCCAACGUACUUCGCCAGCUGCGAGUUCGAUCCGCUCCGGGACGAUGCGACGAUCAUGGAGAUUGCGUUGAAGGAGGCCGGCGUGAAGACGAAGCAUGAUUACUAUAAAGGAUUUCCGCAUUAUUUCUGGAUUAUCCCCGCUGUGCCCGAGGGACAGCAGUUUGUGGGGAAUUUGAUUGGGGGGAUUGAAUGGAUCAAGUCGCAGAUGUAG
Zasmidium cellare ATCC 36951 is the source of this 960-nucleotide messenger RNA. RefSeq lists its product as uncharacterized. Bases 1 to 960 code for a protein of 319 amino acids. The transcript is spliced from 5 exons. Gene Ontology annotation, molecular function: hydrolase activity. NCBI's taxonomy places the organism in Eukaryota, Fungi, Ascomycota, Dothideomycetes, Mycosphaerellales, Mycosphaerellaceae. The record is from RefSeq and is a predicted model, not a curated record.